AUCUCGUUAAAGUUAUUAAAAUUAAAGUUUUAUGAACGCCGUUAGGGUUUUAAUGAAACUGUCGUACUUUCUAUUGAACAUAAUAACUUAAAAAAGGAGCUUGUAAAAAUCGAGCACAUGUAGAGAUAAAAACAAAACAAAACUAUUACUUCUAGUUAAGCCGAAAUAGUACAAUCACGCCGUAAUACUAAACAUCACAAUAACAAAUACUGCAAAUUGCAUCAAAUCCAUUGCCAUUUUAAUGAAUGAUAAAUUUUGCACGACACGCAAAAACCGCAAUGUAAUCGAAACAUUGCAAUCGUGUCCACUCAGAUGUUAAACUAGUUAAUUUCACAGUAGGAAGACCCUAUCACUGAAUGGAAAGGCGCGUUGUACAUUUCACCAAGUAUAAAACGCUUGUGGGGAUCACGGAUUGCACCAGUCAAUACUUAGAAGUCGUCAACAGCAUCUAAACUAUUCAACAUGAUCGCUUUUAGAACAGCCGCCAUCUUCCUCCUGGCAGCGCUGGCCAGCGCUCGCCCCUCCGAAGACUGGGAGCCAGAAGGCCACUCGCACUCGGAGCACACGAAGCCGUACCACGUGACGGUGGUGAAGAAGAUCGGAGUGCCUGUACCGCACCCAGUCGCCGUGUCAGUCCCGCAGUACGUGAAGGUGCCCAUCCCCCAGCCCUACCCCGUCCACGUGACGGUAGAGCAACCGAUCCAUGUACCAGUUUAUAAGGUCGUCCCUCAGAUCGUUGAGAAGCCAGUGCCGUACACCGUUGAGAAACCCGUCCCCUAUGAGGUUGAGAAGCCCUACCCCGUCGAGGUGGAGAAGAAGGUUGAGGUCCCCAUCCCCAAGCCCUACCCCGUCCACGUCCCCGUCUACAAACACGUAUACCACCACAAAGGAGGCCAUAAGCACUAAGCUCUAAACACUAAAGGGGGGUCACAAAGCUUUUUAAUAAGCAGGGUUGCCAGUGUAAAUACAAAUUUUGUAGAUCUGAUGGAGAUGUAUUUCCAUCAGUGUUGACUUAUGUAAUAAUGUUGUGAUAUUUAUUGUUGUGUGCACAAUGAGUGUUGCCGUCCGUGCUGUUUGUUAGCGUUUUUUGUUGACUAUUGUGUAAUUGUUGAUGUUUUUUAAUUUUAAGUGUUGUAGAUUAAAACAAUGUUAUAAACUGUU
This is a messenger RNA of Trichoplusia ni (cabbage looper), 1161 nucleotides long. RefSeq names its product proline-rich protein 4-like (gene CPH33). The coding region runs from base 463 to 906 and encodes 147 amino acids. The record is from RefSeq and is a predicted model, not a curated record. NCBI's taxonomy places the organism in Eukaryota, Metazoa, Arthropoda, Insecta, Lepidoptera, Noctuidae. The transcript is spliced from 3 exons.